AUGACAAGUAAUGACUACAAUCUGGGUCAGACCAUCUUCCUCGUGUGCUUCCUGCUGGCGGAGCUGCCAUCCCAGUUGAUGUCCAAGCGGGUCGGACCCGAUCGCUGGAUCCCUCUUCAGAUGGUCGCUUGGAGCUUGGUCGCAGCCUGUCAGGCGUUUCUGAAGAACAGAGGGUCGUAUUUUGCCUGUCGUGCGCUGCUGGGCCUUCUGGAGGGUGGUUUUAUCCCCGACACGAUCCUCUUUCUCUCCUUCUUCUACAAGUCCAAGGAACUCCCCAAGCGCCUAGCCUGCUUCUGGAUCUCCCUCACAAUAACAGGCAUCAUCGGCGCAUUCCUGGCAUUCGGCUUCCUCCACAUCAAAGACUCCACCGGCGGCGGAUCCUGGCGCUAUCUCUUCGCGUACGAAGGCCUCAUCACCGGCGUGAUCGGCAUCAUCGCCGCCUUCUGGAUGCCCGCCUCGCCGGUCCAGACCAAGGGCGGCUUCCGCGGCAAAGACGGCUGGUUCACCGAGCACGAGGAAAAGAUCAUUGUAAACCGCGUUAUCCGCGACGACCCCAGCAAGGGAAGCAUGCACAACCGCCAGGCCGUCACCCCCAAGCUGCUCUGGGAGUCGCUCAAGGACUACCACAUGUGGCCGAUCUACAUGCUCGGUCUCGUCUGGAUGAUCCCCACCACGCCCUCCACCAACUACCUCACCCUCCAGCUGCGGUCGCAGGGCUUUUCAACCUUCCAGACGAGCCUUCUGACCAUUCCGGCCGCGGUCCUGGCCAUCAUCACCAUGAUCGGGAUUACGUGGGUUGCGGAGCGCACUGGCCAGCGCUUGCUCUGCGGCGCCUCGGUCGAAGUGUGGAAUCUGGUUCUGCUGAUUGCGCUGGAGGUCCUUCCCGAGAGGAGCAUGCCCUGGCCGCGAUGGGUCAUUCUCUCGCUUCUUGUUGGCGGGCCGAGCAUUCACCCCGUCGUGGUGGCUUUGACCUCGCGCAAUGCGGGAUCGGUAUACCAAGCGAAAGAUGCCCCCUACUAUAAACAUGGAAACAAGGUGUUGAUCGCGUUGGCGGUGGUCAGCAUGUUUCUUUUUGUUGCAGCGAAGCUAUACUAUGAUUUCUGUAACCGACGAAACGCCGCCAAAUGGAAUGCGUUGACAAGCGAACAACGCGAGACGUAUUUGCGCGAGAAUCCUAUUUUAACUAAUAAGAGGCGACGCUGUAUGGAGAGCGUAGAGAGCAUCAAAGAAAAGUCAAGCAUAUACAUGGUCUUCACUGCUCUUCAACAACACCGCAUUCGCCUCAUCUUCGACUAUCUGCGAAUACAUCCAGCUGCACAGUUCCUCGCAUCUACACCACAUUAUAUCUCAGAUUCGCCAACUCCAACCAUGGUAAUCGGUCUCCUCGCAAUCACCGCCAUCCCCACGGUAACAGGCACCUCGCUGGGAGUCAGCGAACAGCGCAAAGCCAACCAGCGCAAAGACGACGAGCGGCGCAUGGCCAAAUUCCACAUCGACGCCAGCUCCCGCGGCGAAACAGAAGACGACGCUGCCAUACACGGGAAGCGAGUUGUAUUAAGAGAUAGUAAGGUGAGCACCGUCGCAUUAUCAUAUUCGCACUCUGUCAACUACUGA
This is a messenger RNA of Aspergillus terreus NIH2624, 1614 nucleotides long. RefSeq lists its product as uncharacterized. Gene Ontology annotation, molecular function: sulfate transmembrane transporter activity. The record is from RefSeq and is a predicted model, not a curated record. The transcript has 6 exons. Gene Ontology annotation, biological process: transmembrane transport. Lineage: Eukaryota; Fungi; Ascomycota; Eurotiomycetes; Eurotiales; Aspergillaceae. The coding region runs from base 1 to 1614 and encodes 537 amino acids. Gene Ontology annotation, cellular component: membrane.